AUGGGCCGCAGGCACAGAAACCGGCGCCGCCUGCAGCUGCAGCAGCUGCAGCAGCCGCAGCCGAAAAUGCAACCGCAGCAGGAGCUGCAGCCGCAGCCGGUGCAGGCCGGGAAGCGCCAUCCCACGGGCUGGGAAGGAGGUUACCCGGAGAUCGUCAAAGAAAACAAGCUCUUUGAACAUUAUUAUCAGGAGCUGAAGAUUGUUCCAGAGGGCGAAUGGGAUCAGUUUAUGGAUGCCCUCAGGGAGCCUCUUCCAGCUACUUUAAGAAUAACUGGAUACAAGAGCCAUGCAAAAGAGAUUCUCCAUUGCUUGAAGAACAAGUAUUUCAAGGAGUUGCAGGAUCUCGUGGUCGAUGGACAGAAAGUUGAAGUGCCACAGCCACUAAGCUGGUAUCCAGAAGAGCUUGCCUGGCACACAAACCUGAGUAGAAAGAUCUUGAGGAAGUCUCCACAGCUGGAAAAGUUUCACCAGUUUCUAGUCAGUGAAACUGAAUCUGGAAAUAUCAGUCGUCAAGAAGCUGUGAGCAUGAUUCCACCUUUGCUGCUGAAUGUGGAGCCUCAUCAUAAGAUUUUAGAUAUGUGUGCUGCGCCAGGAUCCAAGACUACCCAGCUGAUUGAAAUGCUACACGCUGACAUGAAUGUUCCUUUUCCAGAGGGAUUUGUAAUUGCUAACGAUGUUGACAAUAAACGCUGCUAUUUGCUGGUGCAUCAGGCGAAAAGGUUAAACAGUCCCUGUAUCAUGGUGGUGAACCAUGAUGCAUCGAGCAUCCCUAGACUACACAUUGACGUGAAUGGAAGAAAAGAAGUUCUCUUCUAUGAUCGAAUUUUAUGUGACGUUCCCUGCAGUGGAGAUGGAACAAUGAGAAAAAACAUUGACGUAUGGAAAAAGUGGACAACACUAAACAGCCUCCAACUGCAUGGUUUGCAGCUACGGAUUGCAACCCGAGGUGUCGAGCAGCUGGCAGAAGGCGGUAGGAUGGUGUAUUCGACAUGUUCGCUAAAUCCUAUUGAGGAUGAAGCAGUGAUAGCAUCUCUGCUGGAAAAGAGUGAAGGUGCUUUGGAGCUUGCUGAUGUUUCUUCUGAGCUUCCAGGAUUAAAGUGGAUGCCUGGAGUCAUACAGUGGAAGGUGAUGAUGAAAGACGGGCAGUGGUUUGCUGAUUGGAAAGAUGUCCCUCAGAACCGACAUACCCAAAUUCGACCCACCAUGUUCCCACCAAAGGAUCAAGAAAAAUUAGCGGCGAUGCAUCUAGAGCGCUGUCUCAGAAUAUUACCUCACCAUCAAAAUACCGGAGGGUUUUUUGUGGCAGUUCUAGUCAAAAAAUCUCCAAUGCCGUGGAAUAAACGUCAGCCCAAGCUCCAACGCAAAAAUCCACCCGUAGGUAGAGAAGCUUCGGAGACGGGCAGCGAAGCUCCCCUGGAAGCGGGCAGCGAGGCCCCCCAAGAAGUGGGCAGCGAGGCCCCCCAAGAAGCGGGCAGCGAGGCCCCCCAAGAAGCGGGCAGCGAGGCCCCUGCAGAUACUGACAGCGAAGCCCCCUUGGAGACUGAAGAGAUCCAUGGCUCUCUGAAUUUAGAGAGUGAUGGAAACAAGAAGGAUGGCGUAUGUGGGCCACCUCCAAAUAAGAAAAUGAAGUUAUUUGGAUUUAAAGAAGAUCCGUUUGUGUUUAUUCCUGAAGAUGAUCCAUUAUUUCCACCUAUUCAGAACUUUUAUGCUUUGGCUCCUUCAUUCCCUAAGAUGAAUUUGUUAACUCGAACUCAAGAGGGGAAGAAGAGACAGUUAUACAUGGUCUCUAAGGAACUGCGGAAUGUGCUGCUGAACAAUAGCGAAAGGAUGAAGGUUAUUAACACCGGGAUAAAAGUUUGGUCACGCAACAAUGAUGGUGAACAGUUUGGCUGUGCCUUCAGACUAGCACAGGAGGGAAUAUAUACAUUGUAUCCAUUCAUUAAUUCAAGAAUAAUUUCUGUUUGCAUGGAAGAUGUUAAAGUGUUGUUAACCCAGGAAAACCCAUUUUUUAGUAAAUUUAGCAGUGAAACACACAAGCAAGCUAAGGAUUUGGUCAUGGGAAGUAUUGUCCUGAAAUAUGAACCAGAUGCUCAGAAACAAGAUACCCUUCAGUGCCCCAUUGUGCUGUGUGGAUGGCGUGGAAAGACCUCAAUUCGUGCUUUUGUGCCCAAGAACGAAAGGUUCCAUUACCUAAGAAUGAUGGGAGUCGAAGUGUUCCGAGAGAAGAGGAAAGAGGGCGAUCCCGAGAACAAAGCAGAAGAGAAUCAAGCCACUACCGGACCGUCGGAGGAAGAGAUGAAGGAGGAAGGUCCAGCGAAAGAAUCCGACAACUCGAACUCAAAAGCAGGUGCCGAAUCGGAUGAACCUGGGCAGGAACCGAUGCAAAGCAGUGUUGACGAAGCAGAGAGUAAAACAGGAAGCAGCCAGGCCGACGACACUGAGAGUCAGAAACAUUGUUGAUCAGAGAAUGCCAAAGACUGAGUCCGUUUCAGUUUUAAGUUCAUUUACCUGCCUUGCCUUCAGAAGACGCAGACCUAGAACUUGGCUCGGGCCGGAAAAUACUUUUGAAAGACAAGAUUAAGUGAAUGGGACUGUAUGCCUGGCGUGAAUAUCCUGUCGAGCUGUCCCUUGUUUUACUUUUUUACAGAGUAUAACAAAGGAUAUUUUUCAGCUUCUUACAAGAAGCUUUUGUUUUUAUUAGUAUGGCUCAGGUGGUUGUGUUUUGUCUAUUGCCGGCAAGAUUGUUACAGGAUUGCAAGAUUGUACAGAAAUUUUGUAUUGCUGGUACAAGAUCUCGUACCAGUAAAAUCAUUAAGCAAAGUCAAGCCUAAGCCUGGGCUUUGGGAAGUUUUUAGAGUUCAUUAAUCUUACAUUCAUAUUCGCUAGGGCGGUGGGGGAAAGUCCUGUAAAAUACCAGUGCGCUGAUCUUUGGACCAUCGGAUUAUUUUUAUUAGUCCGUACCUCCUGGGUGGACUAAUAGGAAAAUCCUCCUUUUAGCUUUAAUAGUUGUGUGAGUUGCACAUUGCAGGAAGGGGCAUUUUUUUUGGAGCAAGGUUACUAUCUCAGGUUUCGGAUGAGUUCUGUACUUUUUGAAAUAAAGGAGAUGCUAUACUGUUUUUCUCAAAGUAAAAA
This is a messenger RNA of Tachyglossus aculeatus (Australian echidna), 3132 nucleotides long. It is a transcript of the gene NSUN2, whose product is annotated as NOP2/Sun RNA methyltransferase 2. Gene Ontology annotation, biological process: tRNA methylation. The coding region runs from base 1 to 2460 and encodes 819 amino acids. The transcript has 19 exons. Gene Ontology annotation, molecular function: tRNA binding; tRNA (cytidine-N5)-methyltransferase activity. Lineage: Eukaryota; Metazoa; Chordata; Mammalia; Monotremata; Tachyglossidae. Gene Ontology annotation, cellular component: nucleus; cytoplasm. The record is from RefSeq and is a predicted model, not a curated record.